GAGUGAAGUGUACUCGCUGCUUCGGACACACGUCGCCUCCUGCCUCUUUUUAUCUUCCAAUUCGUAAUCGAAGGGGAUCGAGAAGGGGGAUCAAAUCGCUACGUUCCAUCGAUUAGGGUUCGUGAGAAGUGAAUCCAUCCAUGAUGGCUGAGAUCUUCCAUGGAGUUGCGAGCUGCGGUGCGGAGGCCACGGCGAUGAGUUCGUGUGAGUCUGGGCCACUGGCGAAGAUUGAGCGGCGGAUGGAUAUGCGGAGGCUCAAGUUCGUCCCCGGUACGGAGACUCCUGACUUGGUGGAGAUGGAAACUAGCAGGAAGCGUCGGAGGUUGGGUGAAUCUGGCGGCGCAACUGCCGAGUGCAAGGAGAAUUCCGAGCCGCCGGCGAGUGGGAGUACCGAGCCUUCUCCUGUAGGGGCGUCAAAGGUAUUGAAAAUGACGGAUAGGUGUCCUAGGUAUGGGGCAUCGGAGGUCUGCGGAAGGAGGAAAGAUAUGGAAGAUGCGGUCUCCAUUCGUCCUGAUUUCCUCCAGCGAGGCGAUCUGACUCUGGGCAAGCACCAUUUUUUCGGCGUGUUUGAUGGGCAUGGUUGCUCUCAUGUGGCCGCGCUAUGUAGGGAUCGGAUGCAUCAAUUAGUGGCGGAGGAUGUGGUAGUGCUGGGAUUGGAUGCCACGUCUACGCAGAAGGCAUGGAGGGGGACGAUGGAGAGGAGCUUCGCCCGGAUGGAUGCGGAGACAGCCAAUAGGGACGGCAUCCGCUCGGGCCCAGGCUGCCGGUGCGAGCUUCAGCCGCCUAGAUCGGACCAUGUGGGUUCUACUGCAGUGGUCGCCGUCGUUAGCCCAACCCACAUCGUGGUCGCCAAUUGUGGCGACUCGCGCGCCGUUCUCUGCCGCAACGGCGUUCCGAUCCCGCUUUCCUCCGAUCACAAGCCAGAUCGGGAAGAUGAGCUGCUGCGGAUUGAAGAAGCCGGUGGUCGGGUGAUCUAUUGGGAUGGGCCGAGGGUGCUCGGGGUGCUUGCCAUGUCUCGAGCCAUAGGAGACGACUACUUGAAGCCGUACGUGAUCCCAGAUCCGGAGGUGACGGUCACAAAGCGUGACGAGGGCGACGAGUGCCUGAUCCUGGCGAGCGAUGGGUUGUGGGACGUGUUGAGCAACGAGACCGCCUGCAAGAUCGCGAGGAUGUGCCUGCAGGGAGGGGGCCGCCGCGGCGAAGCUGCAGAGACGGCCACCGCGAGCCGAAGUGAGGACGACGACGGAGAACAGGGCGGAGGCGGCGCUGACUCGUCGUGCUUAGACGCGGCGUUGCUGCUGACCAAGCUGGCCUUGGCGAGGCAGAGUGCGGACAACAUCAGCGUAGUCCUCGUGGAUCUCAGAAACCAGCGGAAGAGGGACACGGCGGCGAACCCCCAAUAGCUAGUACCGAAGAUUUUAAGAACAUACAUAAAAAUUUAUAAGUGAAAUAAAUACAUAAGAAAAUUUCAAAGUAAGAAUUUUUAAAAUGUAUAUAUAUAUAUUAUAUAUUUCAUUGGCAAACCAAUGAAAAAUUGAAGUUAUCCCUUAAUGUUUGGAUAAAUUAUAUCAAAUAGAAGAUAUUUAUAUUUUCAAA
Molecule: messenger RNA, 1596 nt
Organism: Zingiber officinale
Lineage: Eukaryota; Viridiplantae; Streptophyta; Magnoliopsida; Zingiberales; Zingiberaceae
Product: probable protein phosphatase 2C 24
Exons: 4
Coding region: 141-1403 (420 amino acids)
Biological process (GO): protein dephosphorylation
Cellular component (GO): cytosol; nucleus
Molecular function (GO): protein serine/threonine phosphatase activity; cation binding
Source: RefSeq, a predicted model, not a curated record